Colletotrichum siamense is the source of this 648-nucleotide messenger RNA. It is a transcript of the gene CDO1-0, whose product is annotated as Cysteine dioxygenase. Gene Ontology annotation, biological process: L-cysteine catabolic process. Gene Ontology annotation, molecular function: ferrous iron binding; cysteine dioxygenase activity. The record is from RefSeq and is a predicted model, not a curated record. The coding region runs from base 1 to 648 and encodes 215 amino acids. The transcript is spliced from 3 exons. NCBI's taxonomy places the organism in Eukaryota, Fungi, Ascomycota, Sordariomycetes, Glomerellales, Glomerellaceae.
AUGGCCCUCGAAAUCCUGACCAAGAUCACCUCUGCCUUCGGGCACGAACUGAAGGGCGACAGCAACCGGUUCGAUGAGCUCGUGUUGGCGUUGAAGGAGGCCCUGGGCCCGUCGUCGGGGUUGGACUCGGCUGACGUCGACGUCAAGGAGUUGAUGGAGCUGAUGGAACAAUACAACUCAAGGGAGAGCGAAUGGAUCCAAUUUGCAUUCGCCGAGAAGAGCAUGGGAUACACAAGAAACCUCGUCGACGAGGGUAAUGGCAAGAGCAAUCUCCUUGUGCUUGUCUGGUCUCCGGGCAAGGGCAGUCCCAUCCACGACCACGGCAACGCCCAUUGCCUCAUGAAAAUCCUCAAGGGCAACCUGACUGAGAUCCGAUAUGCCUUCCCCGAGGGCGAGGAAGAACAACCGAUGAAAGUGAUGUCUGAGAGAACACAUAAGGAGAAUGCGGUGGCAUACAUGGCAGACGAACUUGGCGUCCACCGGGUCUGCAACAGGGGCAGCGACUUCGCCGUAUCCCUUCACCUGUACACCCCGCCCAAUGUCGCUAAGGGAGGAUGCAACAUCUUCAAUGAGAAGACUAGUAAGAGUAGUCAUGUAGCCAAGUGCGGCUACUACUCGGCGUACGGCCGCCGACUGCCGAAGCAGUAA